AUGAGCACGACAUCGCAGGCGGCGCUCGACGAUGAAAUUCGGCGGCGGCUCUCAAAGCUCUCCGCCUACAAGCAGGCGGAGUACCACUGCGUGGAGGCCAUCGCGGCGCUGCGCCACUCGCUGCGGGAGGUGCUGGAGCUCGAGGGAGACACGCCAGGCACCGACGGCGAUGGCGCCAACGAAAGCGGCGGCGGCGGUCGGGCGGAGUUGGCGCGGGCGCGGCAGGCGGUGCGGCGCGCCCACCAGCAGCUCGACAGGCUUGUGAAGGAGGCCCAACGUGCGUCGCGGCGUGAGGGCGGCGAGUACGAGGCCGACCUGAAGGAAUUGUUGCGGCACGUGGAGAGCGCCAAGCGGUGGUACCGCGAGUGCUUUCGCGUUGUACCGGCGACCGCCGCGGCACACCUGCCGCAGCCUGACACCGGUGUCGCGCUGGGCGUCGCCGAGGAUGCGUACGCGCCCCCACCCAUGCGGAGCGGGGCCGCAGACUUGACCGUCCCACUGCUUGCAGGGAGUGGUGGCGGUCGCGGCCGUGGGACGGGCAACUGGUGCGCCGCCGCCGCGCCGCGCCCCACCGUGUCCGACGAGGAGUUCCUCGAGUUUGCGGAUGAGGUGCGGCGAAACGACGACCUCGCCGAGGCCGCGUUGGACCGCAUCGCAUACGGCCUCUCACGGCUCCAUGAGAAUGCGCUGAAUGUGACCUCCGAGCUGCACACGCAGCGGGAACUCCUGGACGACGUGGAGGGAAAAGUGAACACGACCCACACAAAGCUCAGCAGGAUGAACGCGCGGCUGCGCAAGCUCCUUGCGGAGAAGAAGAAAUGCGACUGGUUUAUGUACGCCUUCUGCUGUGCACUCUUGCUUGGCGUGGUCGCCGCAAUCGCCGUCCUGCUCAAGUCGUGA
Trypanosoma conorhini is the source of this 900-nucleotide messenger RNA. RefSeq names its product putative Qb-SNARE protein. The coding region runs from base 1 to 900 and encodes 299 amino acids. The transcript has a single exon. NCBI's taxonomy places the organism in Eukaryota, Euglenozoa, Kinetoplastea, Trypanosomatida, Trypanosomatidae. The record is from RefSeq and is a predicted model, not a curated record.